Messenger RNA from Prinia subflava (tawny-flanked prinia), 11699 nucleotides. It is a transcript of the gene HEG1, whose product is annotated as heart development protein with EGF like domains 1. Gene Ontology annotation, molecular function: calcium ion binding. The record is from RefSeq and is a predicted model, not a curated record. Lineage: Eukaryota; Metazoa; Chordata; Aves; Passeriformes; Cisticolidae. Bases 74 to 5605 code for a protein of 1843 amino acids. The transcript is spliced from 21 exons. Gene Ontology annotation, biological process: heart development.
UUGCCCCGCUCCGGGUAUGUGAACAACCACCCCCUGCCCCCCCCCGCCUCCCCUUCCAUCCACCCCCAGCGCCAUGCCGGCAGCCUGCACCCUGCUGCUGCUGCUGGGCUUGGGGCUGGUCCCGGUCCCGCCGGCCGGGUCGCUGCCCCUCGCUUCCCCACGGCGUCUGCCUCCACCUCCCCCUCCUCCUCCUCCGUCCCGAAACCGUCUCGGCCGUCCUUCCUCGCUUCCCGCCGCGGGACACGCCGGCAGCCCGGUCAUUGAAAGCAGCCAUCAGGAGAGAAGUUCAAGCUCAGAGACAAGGACUCCUGGUGCUCCUGUGGAGCUGGUGACGAUGCUGGCUGGGAGCAGGGAGUGGGCAUCCCUGCCUGCCAGGCAUGGGGCAGUGCCAGCAGCAAGCAGGGUCACAGAGCACACUGUCCCCCCUGCCAGAGAUGGGGAUGUCACCCCUGCAGGAGCAGGAUCCCCAGAGAGUCCAUCUGCUGGGGCAGUGAGCCGCCUGCUCACCCACAGCCAUCCUCCUGACCCUGGAAACCAUCACCAUGCUGCAGGCAGCCAGGGGAGAGGCAAGAGGACUCUGGCUCCUCCCAGCACCCCUGCAGCUGCUGAAGGGACAGCACCAGGUUCGGAAGCCGCCAGCACCGAUUCGGCUGAGGGGACGCAGGGGGGGCACCACGGGGUCUGGAACGUGUCAGAGUUUAACAACACCGUGAGGACAGUGCUGCUAGCUUCAUCUUCAGAAUCUUAUCAACCAGGCACUGACAGCCUCUCCCAAGCAGUGAGCAGCUGGGUGGGCACAGAGCUGGGCAGCAGCCCUGCCGUGGGCACUGCAGCUGCUUCACCCAGCCCCUCGGGGAGCAGCCCCAGCCCUGCCCUCCCUGGCUCCCUGCGACAGCCCCAGGCCUCCUCCCAAGCUUCAAGCACACAGACUGGAGCAGAGCACAUCAUGCUGCACCCCAGGGGUGUCACAGGGAACUCCACCAGCCCUUUGCUGACAGCAUCACCUCCCAUGGACAACACUUCCACAGCUGUUGGAAUCGGCUACCAGCCAUCCAACAACUCGCCUACGGAGAGGUUUGGUUUGGAUUUCCCCGCCAGCAGCGCCUUCAAUUCCACAACAGCCACCAAGGGUGCAGGGAGGACAUUGAGGUCUCUGCCAGCCAGCACCAGGCUGGUCACCAUGGCAGAGGUUUCCACCUUUGGGACUAAAACCACCAGCUCCUCAGCCCAGAGCCAGACCUCCGGGAUGUCUGUGGGUGCCCAGGGUGAUGGAGGCAGAGGUGUCACAGACCCGUUGCUCACAGGUUUCCCGUCUGCUUCAGAAAGUUCUUCCUCAACUUUUAGCAGCAAUUAUGAACCCCCCAAGAGCAUCCCAGGUGCAGAGGAGGCAACGCAGCGCUUGGAUGUCCAAGGUACUGACUUGCCCACCAUGGCAGUGGGGACACUGAUGUCACCAGAAAACGGCCACACAGCUGGGGUGACAAGGGACUCUGCCACCAGCAUCAACCCCACAAGUUCUUUGGGCGGAACCUCCUCUUCCUUGAGGAUGGGGACACAUCAUCCCAACAGCUCAUGGGAAGCCACUGAUCUCCCAGGCCCUCCUGGGGGUCCUUUGCUCACAAGCUCCGUCUCUGCCUCUGAAGGUCCUUUCCGAGGUGUCAGAAGCAGCCACAGACCAGUGGCAGAGAGAACGUCCCUCACCUCCUCUGCCACCAACACUCCCAUUUCAGCCACGUCCAGCGGUGGUGGGAGGCCACCCAGGUCUGCCUCGGGCAGCAGCCCCUGGACAGCAGCCAAGGGCUCCACGUCCAGUGGUACCACGUACAGGACCUCGGACACAACCCAGUCCUUGUCCACGUCUUCUGUGGGAGACACCUCCAGAGCUCAGGGCUCCACAGGAAUGACAGAUUUCACCAAGGUGGCAGACUCUUCCCGAACACGCUCUCCCUCUCCUUCAGAAGGUCCUUCCUCUGCAACUGGAAGCAGCCACGUGUCAUUCAGCAUCCUGUCAACAGAGAGAAGAACCAAUUUCCCCACCAGCAGCACCUCAGUUUCCUCAACAGGCACCAAGGGUGGAGGGAGGACAUUAAGGUCUCUGCCAGCCAGCACCAUGCUGGCCCAAACAACAGAGAUUUCCACCACUGGUACUGGAAACAGCAGCUCUCCAGGCCAUUCCCAGUCUUCUUUGGGAACCCAGGGUGGCGGUGGCAGAGGUGGCACCCUGUCAUCCAUGAACCCACUGCUCACAGACUCACCAUCUGCUUCAGAAAGCACUUCCCCAGCAGGCAAGACCUCAGCAACGGGAGGACGCUUGCCUGUCACCAGCACACCCAAUGUGGUGACAGCUCCUGCCAGUGAGGAGAGCAGCACAGUGCCCGUGUUGGACACCCGUGGAGCUUCCAGUGCCACAGGGAGCUCCUCUCCCUCUCUCCCCCACACCAGCACCCUGGACACGGUCCUGCUGUCCUCGUCGGCAACAGAGCUUGGCAAGAAGAGUAAUGUUUCACAGAGCGGUGCUGGACUCAGUGAGCUUCCAACAAAGCUGCUGCCUGCGUUUUCUCCCAGCGUUUCAGUGCCUUCACCUUCAGCCACACUCUUCGUCCACAAGGAAGGGACAGCUCAAGCCCCAGGGAGCCGCAGCACGUGGAGCACAAAAGCAGAAGGGCUCACAUCUCAGCGGGACACAGCUGGGGCCACCCGCACCAGCCCUGUCCCGUCCUCCACGGCAUGGCCUGCAGUGAGACAUGUGUCAUCUGGCCAAGCAGGGUCCCCAGAGCCCAAGGUCACCCAUUCAUCCAGGGUCUUCACCUACUUCUCAGCUGCUGCUGAACCCUCCACUAUUGGCAGCAGCCAUCACUCCCUAAGCAGCUCAAGCACUGAGAGGAUGUCCAGCCCCGUCACUGAUCCCGUGUACGGUUCAUCCACGUCUGGGGGUGCUGAGGAGAGGAUGCUGCCCUCAGUGACAGAUGGCACACUGGCUGGUGGCAUGGAGAGCUCUUCUUUCCAUGCUGAAGCUUCCAGCUCUCCAGGGUCCUCUGAGCCAGCACUGAUGGAGCAGGGCAGGACAACCAAUGCCUCCACCAGCAGCGGGGCUUUCACGGGCUUUGUGACGGAGACGGUGUUUGUACGUUCUGCCAAGACACCCACUUACUCUUCUUUCCAAAACAAUCUCACAAACUUUUCAGGCAGCCAUCAGCCAGUCAGUAGCAUCGAUGCUGAGAAAAGGACCUCGGUUUCUCACACAGACGGCACAUACAUUUCAACCACAUAUACCAGAGGAGGAGAAAGGACCCUCCUGUCUAUCUCAAACAGCAGCACUUCUGCUGACUCCUCAGAAAGCUCCACCUUUUUUUCUGAAAUUUCCAGCCCUUUUGAUGCCUCACAAUCAUCUGUGGCUCAUGACAGGCAGACCAACGCAUCAGACAGCAGCAGUUUUGUUGAACCAUCUACGGAGCCAUUGCUGGUGCACCCUUCCAAACCGUCGACGUCUGCUUCUACAGGCAGCAUAGAAAAUACAACUCUAUUCAACACUGACUCUGAGCUGUUGACCACUGACAGAUCAUCUCUGUCUUCAUCAGCAUUUCCAGCCUCUUCCUCAUUGUCAUCACUGCAGCACUCGCUGUCAUCAACACCACCACCAACUCAUCUGUUUACGCUGUCAGAAUCACCUGAGCCACGCUCGCACUCUGUGAUGGCAUCUUCAUCCCCUCCGCAGGCUUUGUCAUCCUCCGUGCCCACUUCCUCCUUGCCCUCCCCAUCCUAUUCAUUAGCAUCUUUACUGUCUGCAUUUUCAUCACCCUCAUCCACCUCGCAGUCCAGUGAGAGUGAUCAUGGAAGCACCACUGUGGCUACAAGUGUGGUCAGGCAGGUGCCCUCCACAGCUGCCACGGCCAGGAGCUCACCCAGAGAGACCACCAAGCCCAGUGUCACCCACCAGCCGCAAAAGAGCACCACCUCCCCUCCCACCGGGUCACCUCUCCCUACGGCACCCAUGGAGCUGCUUGGUGGACGUGUUGUGUCUGUGUCCGCUCCCGUGACAGUAACAGAGACUGCCUCUCCUGGAGAUGCCACCACACAAGGGGACAGCUUUGGGAAGGGAACACCCCUCCUCACCACAGCCAGUGUUGCUCCACAGCCUGGUCCAACAGAUGCACCCCUUAGUCCCUCACCAAGUGCAACAAACCCCAGCAGCGUUGUCCCCGCAGUGGCAGUGACCACGGUGAAACCUCCCAUGCUGACCACGCCGCCCGGCCGCCGGCCCACCCCAGGUGAGGCCAGCACCAUGAAAGACCACAGGUCACAGACACCCACUGCCACCAAGCACAGUUAUACCACUGGUAAAAGCACAGAAGCCAUGGAUGCCACCACUGCAAAGCCUGGUAAAGCUACUGAGGAGAACCUCCAUGUUACAAGUCCUUCUGAAGCCCCUCCAACCAUCAAGACCACUGUGAGCAUUACAACUACUUUGGCUGCUACCAAACCAACCACUGCUCCUCCGUCGAGCAGCACGGUCGGGCUGAGGACAUCACCUCCAGCAACAGAGGUGGAUAAAUGUCUUUCCAACCCUUGUCCUGCGCUGGCCACCUGCAACAACACCCAUGGCUCCUAUAUCUGUCAGUGUCCUCUUGGAUAUGAGCUGGAAAAAGGAAAGUGCAAUUUAGUGAGAAUAUUUAUUGGCCAGGUUCCCCUGAAGCUUAAUAUCACCCAUGGGAAGUAUGCAGAGCUCUUCCACGUUGAGAGGGAGAUCCUGGAGAUGCUCAAUGCAUCACUGUCAGGCUUGCCAGGAUACCACCACUCCACAGUUAAGGCAAGCAGGGAGGCAAAUUUUGUGCAUGUUUCAGUGCAAUCCACGUUCUCUUUAGCAUCCAACGUGACUUUCUUCGAUGUCAUCAGCAGUGUGAAAAGCUACAUUCGAGCUUGCAAAUCCCCCACUGAAGCCUGCCAGUUCAUCUCCAGCCUGAAAUCACUCCACAGAGCUGGCAGCUUGUGCAGACAGAAAGACCCUGAAUGUGACAAGGAAACUUCAGAGUGCACCGACUUUGAUGGAGUUGCUCUCUGCCAGUGCAAAAGUGGGUACUUCAAAUACAACAAGAUGGACCACUCCUGCAGAGCCUGCGAAGAUGGAUAUAAGCUGGAAAACGAGACCUGUGUGAGCUGCCCCUUCGGCUUGGGUGGAUUCAACUGCGGAAACCCGUACCAGCUCAUCACGGUGGUGAUUGCAGCUGCAGGAGGGGGGCUGCUGCUGAUCAUGGGCGUGGCGCUGAUCGUCACCUGCUGCCGGAAGAAUAAAAAUGACAUAAGUAAACUGAUUUUCAAGAGUGGGGAUUUCCAGAUGUCACCUUAUGCUGAAUAUCCGAAGAAUCCCCGGGCACAGGAGUGGGGCAGAGAGACCAUCGAGAUGCAGGAGAAUGGAAGCACCAAGAACCUGUUGCAGAUGACAGAUGUGUAUUAUUCGCCAACCGGACUGAGAAAUCCUGAACUGGAAAGAAAUGGACUUUAUCCUCCCUACACUGGUUUGCCUGGAUCUCGACAUUCAUGCAUCUACCCUGGACAAUACAAUCCGUCCUUCAUUAGUGACGAAACCAGAAGAAGAGACUAUUUUUAGCAGAGAGUGCAGAGGGAGUGGAAGAUUGACACAGUUGUGUGGCCCUUAAUCCCCAGGUACAAUCUGUCUCCUGGGUAGUUCAGGCCACAUCAGUCUUACUCUUCCCAUUUAAUAGGAAGGACUUUGAACUUCAUGCUGAGCAUUGCUGCCCUGAGGGACAGUCACAGUUGCUGAGCAUCAGAGAGGAGGAGGAAGAGGAGGGAAUGGCUCAAGAAGCACACCACUAGAAGACCCAGAGGGAAGCUAACACAUGUACUCCUUAUUUGUUCUUCACUCUUCGCACUACAUGAGCAAGCGUGGAUCAGUACAGGCAGAUGAACUGUGCCCAGCAUUCUGCAUUGAAUACCACUAGGGAGUGUCUUGUUUACAGAUCUCGUUCACUGUUGACUGUGCUUGUCUUCCAAGCCAGCCUUCAUGCAAAGAUACACUGUGCAACUGCUUUUGGUCAGGCAAGUUUGUCCACUCCCUUUCAGACCACUGCCUUGCUGUUGGCUUCGUGCAUGACAGGGAAGGUGGCUUGUCUUCUGGCCCUCACCUUCUUACUGGUAAAAGUUCCCCAGAUUUCUGGGUCCUUCCCAAAGCCCAGUGUCUGGCAAUAUUGUCUGAAUUCAUGGGUUGAUUGUCUCCAAGAAGUACAGGAAGGUUAGUCACACCACUGCAAUUUUAGUGGAAAAAGGCACAGCUGUUACCCUGUGCUGCUUUGAAAUCCUUCUCUAUAUAGGCAAUGGUGUUGUUUUGUCAGCCAGUGUUGUUCAGAAGUGAUGCCACUAGACACCAUCAUGGUGCUUCCAUAUGGGAUCCUCUGGGGCUCUGUUUCCCUGCAAGGAUUUAAAUGCCUGUAGACAUAGCAAUAUAUUAAAUAAUUACUCACAGGGAAGAAGAAGAUGAGCUGUGAAUUCAGAAUGCCUUUUAGGAGGAAUCUGUGAAGGAGUAAUAAUGCUGUAGCCUUGGCUGGGCAGAGGAACCUGAAUUCUGGGCACUGAAGGUGGGAUAUAUUUUCAAACCUCCACAGUCCACCUUGAAUUUGUAGGAGCUGUGGAGGCUUUCAGUGCAUUGGAAAAGAGGGCGUACUGCAGUCAGUUGCAUUUAAGGAAGAGAAAAACAUGAUGCUUGCAAUCCUAACAUAGCAAAGAUCACUUAUGUUGAAGUGUUUUUCUUUCUUCCAUCCUAGUUUCAAGUGAUUCAGACCAGGCAAGUUUCCUCACCCAGAUGUGCUCAUUUAUAUUAGCAGAAGCUGAAGAAUGUAAGUUAUUGCAUUUCUCAUCAAAGAUCGGAUUGAAACUCAUGGACUGUAUUCUGACCUAAAGUGAGUGUUGAAAGAGAUCUUAUUAGUCACAGAACCCUGGAGUGAACUGGGUUGACAGGGAUCUUACAGGUCAUCUUUUUCCAACUCCUCUGCCAUAAGCAGGGACACCUUCCACUAGACCAGGUUGCUCAAAACCCCAUCCAACCUGGCUUUGAACACUUGCAGGGAUUGGGUAGCUUCUCUGGGCAACGUUUCAGUGCCUCACCACUCUCAUAAUGAAGAAUUUCUUUCUUAUAACUAAUCUAAAUCUACCUUCUUUGCUUUAAAAUCACUUCCCCUUGUCCUGUCCCUACAUGCCCUUGUGAAAAGUCCCUCUCCAGCUUUCUUGUAGGUCUCUUUUAGUUACUAAAGGUGCUCUAAAGUCUCCCUGGAGCCUACUCUUCUCCAGGCUGAACAGCCCCAAAUUUCUCAGACUGUCUUCAUAGGAGGGUUGCUCCAGCCUCUGACCAUCUUUGUGGCCUCCUCUGGCCUCAUUUUUUCCUAUGGGACCACUGAACACAGCACUGCAGGUGGGGUCUCAGGAGAGCAGAGUAGAGGGGGACAAUCCCCUCCCUACCCUGGUUCUGGUGCCACCCAGGACACAACUGGCUUUCUGGGCUGUGAGAGCACAUUGCUGGGUCAUGUUGAACUUCUCAUCAACCAACCCAAGUCCUCAGGGCUACUUUCUAUUCUCCAACAGCCUGCUUGGGAUUGCCCUGACUCACAUGCAGGAAAUAUAAUUAAAUAUAAUGAAGCAUAUUUACCACUUAUCUUUACUGCAGUGUUAAUCUGAGUCAUCCACACCCCGUUUAGAUACAAGGUCCAGAUGGAGUUUCUCCUCUUGCAUGUGAAUGGGCUUUUAAUCCAAGGUGGCUGCUUGUAUGAGGAUAACAAAUAGCACAGUUCCUUAAUCACUAACCCACCAUAUCUGUAGUGUGUACAUAAGCUGAUAUUCCCUUCUGCCCCACCAUGCUUUAAAAGACACAGUGCCUACCAGUAGGUAGCUCAGCUCACUGAAGCACUGAGGACCACGGGGUGCAUCCCCCAAAGUGCCUAUCCUCAAGUAAGGGCAGCAGUUUGGAUGUUCAUGUGUUGUGUGGCUGCUCACUGGAGGCAAACCUGGGGUGAUGAGGAGCCCUCCAUCAGGGAGCAGGUGCUGGUAUCCUGCAGAUGGGGUGAGUUCCCAGAUCCUUUCCCAGCCCUUGAAAGGCUGUUGUGUGCCCUAUCAAAGGUCAGUAAGAGGUAUCCAGAGGGGAGUCAGAAAGCAGCAGGUGAUUAUUAGCUGUGUUGGCUCAGAGGUUUCUGGUCCUUGCUCACAGUUGUUCCUGUUUUCUCAAAACUUCAAGACAGGAAAGGCACCUCAGAUGUGCUUGAGAAGGCACAGUUUGGUGCACCAGCCACAGCACACAAACACAGAGUCUUUUUUACACCUCAGCUCUUGUCUUCUAUGUAGAAGCAGCAGGGUGAGCUUGCAGAAAAACAGAGCUUUAUGGACACCUAGGACAGUAUCCUUUGCACUUAUGUGAACUUUUGGUGACAAUGCAUGCAACUUCAUGCCUGUCUGAUCCAUAACCAGCCUUGCAGCUGGUAGUACACAGCUGAUCUCAGCUGUAGGGGGAGAGAAAUGGAUGCUCACGGGAAGUACAACUCUCCUUUAAGGAACUGUAUUUAAAGAACUCUCUACUUACAGUGACCAAAAACUGUAACAGGUAAAGCACAGGAAUUAGCUGUUCCCUGCCAUGCUGAUCAGAGUUUUCAUCCAGGACAGAAAGGACUGCCUUUCCCCUGAUAUGCAGCAGAGUUAUGUCUUUGUUACAAAAGAAAAGAGGAAGAUGCAAUUCAUGCUAAAUAUAAUUCAAAGCCUAUAGACAAGCACUGGAUUUUGUCCCGUUUAAGUAAGGCAACUUGUGAUAAGGAGGUGUCCCAACAAUGAUGGGAAUCCCUUGAUGAAACCAUGUGCCAGCAUUUCCUUAGAUGGGGAAGCAUUUAGGCCCGUGCUUAUAGGCAAAGAUGUUUAACUGCUUGGUGAGUUCAGAGACUAGAGAUGAACUUCUGCAUGUCAAGUACAAAGCACAAAGUAUGACACACCAACCCACAAUUGCAGAUCAGUCCUUCUGCACAAAGAGUAUAUGAACAAAACUUCUGGUCUCUAUCUCCCAUCACAUUGCAAGGGAUGUGAGUGGAAUUGAGAUAGGACUGUUUCUAAUGAGAGCACACAAAAGUUUGCAAGUAAUUAAUUUUAAUAUCUUAACAGUCUUCAAAUUCUUCUUAAAUUGUAUCUGGAGAGAAAGAGUCUCAGUAAAUCCAGCAGGAUUUUCUGAGUGAGGACAGCAAAACUUGGGCUUUUCUGAAACAGAGAGUGUUAUUGCACUGAAAUUUUCUCUCUGCCAAUGGAGGUAAACAUUGGGGCGUUUCUUAUGAGGGUUUAUCCAUUGCAGCCUGAACUUCUAUUUAGCUUGAAAGGAGUAAGAAAGGAGUAGUAAGAAGGGAGUCAUGGAGCCAAUACAUAGUCUACAGGAGGAGGAGGAAAAGGGUCUCUCCUGACCUGCCACACCUUGUCUGGGUGUCUUAGGAGGCCCUGCCCAGCAGGCAAGAGAGGGGUUUAGGCAGAAGGAGUCAGCACCCAGAUGAGUGGAGGUGCUUUCCCCCAGAGUGUUCCAGGAAGCUUUUGUGAAGGUGACAGAGACAGCCUGGGAUGAUUCAGCUCCUGUGUCCCCACCAGCCCAGCUGCAACCUGUGCUGCAGUGCUUCUGCCUUCAGCCACGCACCACUCGCUCUCAGUUCCACUGGGACAGAAGGGCUGGGUGCAGUGCACUGUGUUGUGUCACAAUUUGUGAUGGUUAUUUUGCUGCAAGUGUUCACUGCCUCACCCCAGCAGUGCGGACUCGCCCAGCCACAGCAGGGAUGUGGCCUGUUUCAGUACAGAUUGUCUUUGUGUAAAGCUGUCACCAGGAUCCUCUCUGUGCCUGCCAUAAACAAAGCACCCUUUAGCAGUGGAGUGGGGCUUGUUACUCCUCUUGGGUAUAAAAAGGGUCUCUGUGUGCCCUCAAGCACACUUUCAAAAUGAUGCUUCUCUGUUCACAACCUAACUCUCUGUAGGAUGUCUAAAUACAUGCAGCUUAUUUCUCAUCUCUCUUUUAGAUUACUUCUAGCUACUCCAAAUUGAAAAUUUUGAGCACUCUGGAGGUUUUUGCCAAGGGGAAUCACUCUCCACUAUCUGAGAGGAUAAGAGGGAAGUGGCAUGAUUUUGGUAUGGAGAAUGCAAGUGGUUCAGCCAGCUGUGGGGAAAGGAAGAAAAACUACACCAACACUGCUCAUAAAUCUGCUAUUGCUCCUAGCUGCUGUGGAAAGUGAGGGGAACAGUCAGCAAGGAUCCAUGGGCAGUUGAGUGGGUGUAUUUUUAAUUAAAUUUGGAAAAAAAAUUGCUAAUUCUGUGGCUUGAUGGGAGAAGUUGUGAGAGGCAUGUGUUUGCUGCUAUGGUGCUCUGCCAAUUAUACUGACAAAACGCCUUACCCAGAAAAAUACCCCUGAUAGUCAGCAUAGGAGAGGCAGUUUCACUGAACUGAUCAGCAAAACACAGAUUUGAAGACUCUUUCAAAAGGCAUCUUGAACAUAGAGUCUUCCUGUGUCCUGCCCUGGCCAGUCCUUCCAGCUGCACUGGGAAAAUCAGGGUAGUUUCUUCAUACAGUUGAAACGUCACAGCACUGAAUUGGACUAUAAGUGGAAAAAGCAGGCCAGGUUGAUGCCCUUUCCCCCCCCAUUGGAAGCACUAGGUUUUAUAGCAGCAAUAAAUCUCAUUGCUCUUGUGGCAUUUCCCAUAAGACCCACUGGCACAGUCAUGUAGUGACUUACCUCUCGUGAGCAGUCUUAUAAAAGUUAUGUGCCUCCACGCUGGAGGGUAGUAAAAGGCUUUAAAAAUAGCAAUAAAUUACAGUUAGAGAGAGGUAUUUAUCAUUGUGAAAUUGUUUGUGCCAAUACUUGGUGCAGGUAUUUGCUGGGACCUGAGUGAGAACUGAGUGGGUUUGGACACUGCUGCAGAUACGCCAAGUUGCUUUCCCAGGACAUGGAAAGCAUUUCCCAGGACUCUGAUGGUCAAUGGCCAUAUCCAUUCCAAAUCCAGCUGGAAUUUUCAUUCCCUAACAGUAAUCUUUAGCUUUCUUCCUUAAAUUAACAAGAACGGAUGCAUUUUCAUUAAAUGCUCUUCCUAUGCUGACUAAUGUUUUUUCCUCUUUACACACAAAGGAUGUAAUCCAGCAUCCAUUACAGUGACUGGGGUAACUCUCCCAUGGACUGUAAAGAAAUUUUUUUUAGGCCUGAAUUGCUCCACCACCAGGUCACCUGCAUGUCAUACAUGCUUUCCCAUGACUCUGGGUGCCUAUUUCUGUGAUACUGUUCCUGCCUUUCCAUGUUGUACCUCUUUUUCUUUAAAGCAUUCUUAUAACUGUAGCAGGACCUGUUAUGUGAGAAUGAACAAAACAGCUUCAAGAUGAUAUGAAAAAGCUUCCUGGGAAGAGAAUGAAUGUGAAUUUUGGGCAUUUGUUUUACAGCCUGUUUCCUGUCAUGUGAUAUCUAGGGAUGUAGAGAUGCUUCCUGCUGUCACACAUAUCAGCUGCUCUGCAGAUCUUACCUGUGCCUUUAGAAAUUAAGCAAGAUCUCCUCAUUUCAGAAGGGGUAUGUCCUGUAGGCUUGUAAGAGUUUGGGACCUUUUCAAUAUACAUUUAAUUCUUCAUUCCCUUAAAGUGCUGCAAUUGAAAAGCAGGAGAGAAAAUCACAAAGGAGUAAGAACUACCAGAAUUUAAAAAACCCAAA